Hyphopichia burtonii NRRL Y-1933 is the source of this 3393-nucleotide messenger RNA. RefSeq names its product leucine--tRNA ligase (gene CDC60). Gene Ontology annotation, biological process: leucyl-tRNA aminoacylation. The coding region runs from base 1 to 3282 and encodes 1093 amino acids. The transcript has a single exon. Lineage: Eukaryota; Fungi; Ascomycota; Pichiomycetes; Serinales; Debaryomycetaceae. Gene Ontology annotation, molecular function: leucine-tRNA ligase activity; aminoacyl-tRNA deacylase activity; ATP binding. The record is from RefSeq and is a predicted model, not a curated record.
AUGAGUGCAACUAUUAAGUUAGAAAAAACUGACCGUAGGGAUACCUUGGUCGAUAUUGAAAAGAAAUAUCAAAAGCUUUGGGCAGAAGAAAAACAAUUCGAAAUCAAUGCUCCAACUAUUGAAGAAGAUCCUACUGAUGAUGCUGAAGAAUUGAGAAGAAAACAUCCAAAAUACUUCAGUACUAUGGCAUACCCAUAUAUGAAUGGUAUCUUACAUGCUGGACACUCUUUCACUUUAUCUAAGGUUGAGUUUGCAACUGGUUUCGAAAGAAUGGAUGGUAAAAGAGCUUUAUUCCCAUUAGGUUUCCAUUGUACUGGUAUGCCAAUUAAAGCUGCUGCUGAUAAGAUCAAAAGAGAAAUCGAAGAAUUUGGUGAAGAUUUUUCAGGAGCUCCUGCACCAGAUGCCGAAGAAGAACCAGCUGCUCCAAAAGAAGCAGUUAAAAAGGAUGAUCCAACCAAAUUUGCUGCUAAGAGAUCAAAAGUUGUUGCUAAACAGGGUAGAGGUAAGUACCAAUUUGAAAUUAUGUUACAAUUAGGUCUUGAAAAAUCCGAAGUUGCCAAGUUUGCUGAUCCUAAUUACUGGCUUCAAUACUUCCCGCCUUUAACUCAAAAACACGUUACUGAAUUUGGUGGUAGAGUUGAUUGGAGACGUUCAAUGGUUACUACCGAUGCUAACCUCUAUUACGAUGCUUUUAUUAGAUGGCAAAUUACUAGACUUAGAGAUUGUGGUAAAAUCAAAUUCGGUGAAAGAUAUACCAUUUACUCUGAGAAAGAUGGUCAAGCUUGUUUAGAUCAUGACAGACAAUCUGGUGAAGGUGUUAACCCCCAAGAAUACACUGGUAUCAAAAUUGAAAUCACUGAAUUUGCUGAUCAAGCUAAAGCUUAUCUUGCUGAACAAAAAUUCGAUAUAAGCAAUAAAAAGAUCUAUUUGGUUGCUGCUACUUUAAGACCAGAAACUAUGUAUGGUCAAACUUGUUGUUUUGUUUCUCCAAAGAUUGAUUAUGGUAUUUUUGAUGCUGGUAACGGUGAAUAUUUCAUCACCACUACCCGUGCUUUCAAAAAUAUGUCAUACCAAAACAUCACUCCAAAGAGAGGUGAUUAUUCUGCUGCUCUUGAAAUUAAUGGUGCUACUUUGAUUGGUUCUAAGAUUCACGCUCCAUUAGCUCACUUUAAGGAAUUACGUGUUUUACCAAUGGAAACCAUUUUAGCCAACAAAGGUACCGGUGUUGUUACCUGUGUUCCAUCUGAUUCUCCAGAUGAUUACAUUACUACCAAAGAUUUAGCCAACAAGCCAGAAUAUUAUAAGAUUGAAAAAGAUUGGGUUCAAACUGAUAUUAUUUCCAUCAUUAAAACCGAAAAGUAUGGCGACAAAUGUGCUGAACACUUAGUCAAAGAAUUAAAAAUUCAAUCACCAAAAGAUUCCGUUCAAUUGGCUGCUGCUAAAGAAGCUGCUUACAAGGAAGGUUUCUACAAUGGUGUUAUGGCUUAUGGUAAAUACUCUGGUGAAAAAGUUGAAGUUGCCAAGGCUAAAUGUAAGAAUGACUUAAUUGAAUCAGGCGAAGCUUUUGUCUAUAAUGAACCAGAAGGUCAAGUUAUUUCUAGAUCCGGUGAUGAAUGUAUCGUUUCUUUAGAAGAUCAAUGGUAUAUCGACUACGGUGAAGAUUCUUGGAAAUCACAAGCUUUUGAAUGUUUAGAACACAUGCAAACUUUCUCAAAAGAAACCAGAAAUGGGUUUGAAGGUGUCUUAGACUGGUUAAAGAACUGGGCCGUUACCAGAAACUUCGGUUUAGGUACCAGAUUACCAUGGGAUGAAAAAUAUUUAGUUGAAUCAUUAUCUGAUUCUACUAUUUAUAUGGCCUAUUAUACUAUCUCAAGAUUUUUACAUUCUGAUUACUUUGGUAAAGAAAAAGGUGUUUUUGACAUUAAACCCGAACAAAUGACUUAUGAUGUUUUUGAUUAUAUUUUCAGUCGUCGUGAAAAUAUUGAAACUGAUAUCCCAUUAGAACAAUUAAAGGCUUUAAGAAGAGAAUUCGAAUACUUUUAUCCAUUAGAUGCAAGAGUUUCUGGUAAAGAUUUAAUUCCAAACCAUUUAACUUUCUUUAUUUACAGUCAUGUUGCUUUAUUCCCAAAACAAUUUUGGCCAAAGGGUGUUAGAGCUAAUGGACAUUUAUUAUUAAAUAAUGCCAAAAUGUCCAAAUCAACUGGUAACUUUUUAACUUUGGAACAAAUUGUUAAGAAGUUUGGUGCUGACGCUUCCAGAAUUGCUUUAGCUGAUGCUGGUGACACUAUUGAAGAUGCUAAUUUUGAUGAAGCCAAUGCCAAUGCUGCUAUUUUACGUUUAACUACUUUAAAAGAAUGGUGUGAAGAGCAAGUUAAAAACCAAGAUUCAUUAAGAGAAGGUGAAUAUACUUCAUUCUUUGACGAAGCUUUUGAAAAUGAAAUGAAUGAUUUGAUUGAAAAGACUUAUGAACAAUACAGCCUUACUAAUUAUAAAUCAGCAUUGAAAUCUGGUUUAUUUGAUUUCCAAACUUCCAGAGAUUAUUAUAGAGAUUCUCUUGCUUCAACCAUUGGUAUGCAUAAAGAUUUGGUAUUCAAAUAUAUUGAAUAUCAAUCUUUAUUAUUAGCUCCCAUUGCUUCCCAUUUUGCUGAAUACCUUUAUAGAGAUGUUUUAGGUAAAAAAGAUUCAGUUCAAAAUGCUAGAUUCCCAAGAGCCAGUAAACCAGUUUCUCAAUCAUUAAUUGAUUCUUUAGAUUACGUUAGACAAUUAGCUAGAGCCAUUCGUGAAACUGAAAUUAAUGCUUUGAAAGCUAAAAAGGGUAAAGCUGAUAUCACCUCCGAUAAACCAACUAAACUUACCAUUUUAGUUUCUACCUCAUUCCCAGAAUGGCAAGAUAAUUAUAUCGAUAUCGUUAGAGACUUAUUUGAAAAACAAUCCUUGAAUGAUAACAAACUCAUUAAAGAAAAAGUCGGUAAAGAUAUGAAACGUGCCAUGCCUUUCAUUUCCUUAUUAAAGGCAAGAUUAACUAAAGAAGACCCUGCUGUGGUCUUCAAUAGAAGAUUAACUUUUGAUGAAGUCUCCGUUGUCAAGAGUGUUUUGAAAAACAUUGAGAAAUCUUCUACCACUGUCGAGUUCAAAGAAAUCGAAAUCAUUGCUUUCCCUCACGGUGCUACCAGCGGUAAAAACAUUCUUACCGGUGACGAUGUUGAAAUCUCAAUCAAGGGUAAGGUCAUCGAUAACGCUAUCCCUGGUGAACCAGGUAUCUUGAUCAAAAACAUUGAUUAAGUCCUAGUCGUAUCGCUCUCUUGACCUUGUUUUUGCUCUACUCUACGUCAUUUCCUUAAAUUUCCUUCUGUUAAUAGUCAAUUCUGUCUAGCCCGUACCUGUAACUUUUAC